Molecule: messenger RNA, 1153 nt
Organism: Carassius carassius (crucian carp)
Lineage: Eukaryota; Metazoa; Chordata; Actinopteri; Cypriniformes; Cyprinidae
Gene: slc50a1
Product: solute carrier family 50 member 1
Exons: 6
Coding region: 150-809 (219 amino acids)
Biological process (GO): carbohydrate transport
Cellular component (GO): membrane
Molecular function (GO): sugar transmembrane transporter activity
Source: RefSeq, a predicted model, not a curated record
UCCCCACUGAUUACAAACACGGAAAUUCAGGAGGUAGACGUCAGCGUUGCACGACUGCAAGAUUCAUAGGUUUUGUGAAAAUAAUUUGCCUCGCUUGAUUCCACAGGUGUCUGAAUAGAAGCACAGAUCAUUUAUCGCAUUUUCAGUCUAUGGAUUUUCUGCAGUUGCUAUCAUGUGCGUGCAUCAUAUUCACCGUCGGGAUGUUCACGACGGGAUUGACAGACUUGAAGAAAAUGAAGGCCACACAGAGUGCAGAUAACGUACAGUUUCUGCCCUUCCUCACCACAUGCUUGAAUAAUCUAGGUUGGCUGUACUAUGGAUUACUGAAGGGAGAUGGAACAUUGAUGUCUGUGAACAUCAUCGGGGCCUUUUUACAGACCUUAUACAUCAUCACCUACUGUCAUUAUACCAAAGACAAGAGGCGAGUGUACUCGCUGACGCUGGCGAUGGUGAGUGUGUUGUGUGUAGGCUGGGUGUAUUUCACUGUGCUUAUUCCUCCUGGAGAAGCUCAGCUCUCUCAGCUGGGUCUGACCUGCAGUGUGUUCACCAUCAGUAUGUACCUCUCUCCACUCGCUGAUCUCCUGGAUAUUGUGCGAACUAAGUCUGUGGAGCGCUUGUCUUUUUCCUUGACCGUCGCUACAUUUUUCACAUCGACAUCAUGGACACUGUAUGGCCUUCAACUACAUGACUAUUAUAUCAUGGUGCCCAACACCCCUGGCAUCUUUACUAGCAUAAUUCGCUUCUUCCUCUUCUGGUGGUUCGGAGCUGUCAUGUCAAAUAAGUCCUCCUAUAAACUGAUCCAAAUCUGAGAGAGGAUUUCCACUGAAUCUGAUUGAAUUUAAUGAACUGCCUUCUCUACUUUCCUUUACCCAAGCCAGAAGACAUUCUGGUUUCCUUCAGACUUCCAUGAUACCAUCUGAAGUCCAAGCGCUAGUGAAACUGCCACUUUAAAUUCUGUGAAGACAGACAAUUUUCACUUCUUUGUAGGAAAAAGCAUGGUUUACCCAAAAAUGUUAAUCCUGUCAUAAUUUACUCAUCAUCAUGUUAUAUUCCAAAUCUGUGUUAUGGCAUUAGAAUGAGUAAAUGAUGAAAUUAAAUUACAUUGUUUCUUCAAAAAAAAAAAAAAAAAAAAUACAAACUGAAUUUAUUCACU